CAAGCGGGAUUAGCGACGUCCUACGGUAACACUUUCGGUUGUCUUUCUCUACUACGUUUUUUUUCCUAACCAUCCAAGCUCAAAGGCUAUCAAUCCGGUGGAGUCAACCAUUGAUCGAGAGCCUCUCCAGGGAUUAAGCAGCGGUUCAUUCCCCUCCAUUGAUCAGUCAAGUGUCCCAUAGACCUAGAAACACUCACAGACUUAAAGAAAAGCAGCAGGAUGGACAGAGCAGAGCUCAUCCAGAAGGCGAAGCUGGCCGAGCAGGCCGAGCGCUAUGAUGAUAUGGCGACCUGUAUGAAGUCGGUGACCGAAGCUGGGUCUGAGUUGUCUAAUGAGGAGAGAAAUCUGCUAUCUGUCGCCUAUAAGAAUGUGGUGGGCGCCCGGAGGUCUGCCUGGAGGGUCAUCUCCAGCAUCGAGCAGAAGACCGAAGGAAACGACAAGAAACUGCACAUGGUGAAGGAAUACCGGGGGAAAGUGGAGUCUGAACUGCAGGAUAUCUGUAACGAUGUGUUGGAGCUGCUGAACAAAUAUUUAAUCCAGAAUUCCACAAAUCCUGAGAGCAAAGUCUUCUACUUGAAGAUGAAGGGUGACUACUACAGAUACCUUGCUGAAGUCGCUUCAGGAGACGACAAGAAAACAACCAUAGAGAACUCUCAGGAUGCUUAUGAGAAAGCAUUAGAAAUAAGCAAGACAGAGAUGCAGCCCACACACCCCAUACGUCUGGGUCUGGCCCUCAACUUUUCUGUCUUUUUCUACGAGAUCCUUAACUCUCCAGAAAAGGCCUGCGCCCUUGCUAAACAGGCAUUUGAUGAGGCCAUAGCAGAGCUUGACACGCUGAAUGAAGAGUCUUACAAAGACAGCACUCUUAUCAUGCAGCUGCUGAGAGACAACCUCACAUUAUGGACAUCUGACAACGCACCAGAUGAGGGAGAAGGAGGCGAGGGAGGAGAGAACUAGACCUCACGCUCCUUCAACAAAGAAAAUGACCUUUUUACACAUCUCCAUUCCUUAUCACUCCAUGCCAGAAUUCCUCCAGUAAAGAUCAAACCCAUGAUUAAUGAAGAGCUGUUCAUG
Messenger RNA from Sinocyclocheilus anshuiensis, 1074 nucleotides. It is a transcript of the gene ywhaqb, whose product is annotated as tyrosine 3-monooxygenase/tryptophan 5-monooxygenase activation protein, theta polypeptide b. The transcript has 6 exons. The record is from RefSeq and is a predicted model, not a curated record. The coding region runs from base 220 to 957 and encodes 245 amino acids. NCBI's taxonomy places the organism in Eukaryota, Metazoa, Chordata, Actinopteri, Cypriniformes, Cyprinidae.